Messenger RNA from Dipodomys spectabilis (banner-tailed kangaroo rat), 1925 nucleotides. RefSeq names its product seryl-tRNA synthetase 1 (gene Sars1). Gene Ontology annotation, biological process: seryl-tRNA aminoacylation. The coding region runs from base 134 to 1678 and encodes 514 amino acids. NCBI's taxonomy places the organism in Eukaryota, Metazoa, Chordata, Mammalia, Rodentia, Heteromyidae. Gene Ontology annotation, cellular component: cytosol. Gene Ontology annotation, molecular function: tRNA binding; ATP binding; serine-tRNA ligase activity. The transcript has 11 exons. The record is from RefSeq and is a predicted model, not a curated record.
CGCCCCUCCCACCACGGCCCCACUGCGCCUGCGCGCAGAGCCAGGUCAGCGUGCAUGCGCAAUACGUCAGUCACGGGCUGGCGGCUGUGGUCCUGUCCUCGUUUCUGUGAGUGUUGGUCCGGAAGACACGAAGAUGGUGCUAGAUCUGGAUUUGUUUCGGGUGGAUAAAGGCGGGGACCCAGCCCUCAUUCGAGAGACGCAGGAGAAGCGCUUCAAAGACCCGAGACUAGUGGACCAGCUGGUGAAGGCAGACAGUGAGUGGCGGCGAUGCAGAUUUCAAGCCGACAACUUGAACAAACUGAAGAACUUAUGCAGCAAGACAAUCGGAGAGAAAAUGAAGAAAAAAGAGCCAGUGGGAGAGGAUGGAUCUGUUCCAGAAAAUGUGUUAAAUUUUGAUGACCUCACUGCAGACACAUUAGCAACCCUGAAAGUCUCACAGAUCAAAAAAGUCCGACUGCUCAUCGAUGAAGCCAUCCUGAAGUGUGAUGCCGAGCGGAUAAAGCUGGAGGCAGAACGCUUUGAGAAUCUCAGAGAGAUCGGGAACCUUCUGCACCCUUCUGUGCCCAUCAGUAAUGAUGAGGAUGCAGAUAACAAAGUAGAGAGGAUUUGGGGCGAUUGUACAGUUAGGAAGAAGUACUCUCAUGUGGACCUCGUGGUGAUGGUGGAUGGCUUUGAAGGCGAAAAGGGGGCCAUCGUGGCUGGUAGUCGGGGGUACUUCCUGAAGGGGGUCCUGGUGUUCCUGGAACAGGCCCUCAUCCAGUAUGCUCUCCGCACUUUGGGAAGCCGGGGCUACACCCCCAUUUACACUCCCUUUUUCAUGAGGAAAGAGGUUAUGCAGGAGGUGGCACAGCUCAGCCAGUUUGACGAAGAACUUUAUAAGGUGAUUGGCAAAGGCAGUGAGAAGUCUGAAGACAAUUCCUACGAUGAGAAAUACCUGAUUGCCACCUCAGAGCAGCCCAUUGCUGCACUGCACCGGGACGAAUGGCUGCGGCCAGAGGAUCUACCCAUCAAGUAUGCUGGCCUGUCAACUUGCUUUCGCCAGGAGGUGGGCUCCCAUGGCCGUGACACCCGUGGCAUCUUCCGAGUCCAUCAGUUUGAGAAGAUUGAACAGUUUGUAUAUGCGUCACCCCAUGACAACAAGUCAUGGGAGAUGUUUGAAGAGAUGAUCGCGACUGCAGAAGAGUUCUACCAGUCUUUGGGGAUCCCUUACCACAUUGUGAAUAUUGUCUCAGGCUCUUUGAAUCAUGCUGCUAGUAAAAAGCUGGACCUGGAGGCCUGGUUUCCAGGCUCAGGCGCCUUCCGUGAGUUAGUUUCCUGUUCUAAUUGCACGGAUUAUCAGGCUCGCCGGCUCCGAAUCCGAUAUGGACAGACCAAGAAGAUGAUGGACAAGGUGGAGUUUGUCCACAUGCUCAACGCUACGAUGUGUGCCACCACCCGUACCAUCUGCGCCAUCCUGGAGAACUACCAGACUGAGAAAGGCAUCACUGUGCCCGAGAAGUUGAAGGAGUUCAUGCCGCCAGGACUUCAAGAACUGAUCCCCUUUGUGAAGCCUGCACCCAUUGACCAGGAGCCAUCAAAGAAGCAGAAGAAGCAACACGAGGGCAACAUAAAGAAAGCAGCAGCAAGAGAAGUCACCCUGGAAAACCGACUGCAGAGCAUGAAGGUUACUGAGGCCUGAGCAUCCCUUCAUCCCAGCCUGCCAGGCCUCCUUUCUGUCAGCUGGGUUCUGAGGCCUGCCCUGGAGCAGGGAGGCCACGCCCCACUCCUCCCCCUGCCCCACCUGACUGCAUAGCGAAGGGGAACUGUCUUGCCAUGUGCCAGGCAGGCAUGCCUGUCUCCCCACCAAUAACUGAUGAAGCCAUGUAAUAAAGCGUCUCUGGGGAGGGCAGAAGACGUCCUCAUCUUCAACCUGGGCUCCAACCCUG